Molecule: messenger RNA, 366 nt
Organism: Leptomonas pyrrhocoris
Lineage: Eukaryota; Euglenozoa; Kinetoplastea; Trypanosomatida; Trypanosomatidae
Exons: 1
Coding region: 154-366 (70 amino acids)
Source: RefSeq, a predicted model, not a curated record
CGAAACGUGCGAUGCACCACCGACUGUGCCUCGGCGUUUGGCAACUUGUUUUAUUGGUCGUUCUGUUUACGUGCCGCCGCCCGCUGCACUCAUUCUAGGAGGACCGUUGGCGAGCAAAAUAAGAAAAAAGCGCAUUACGACGAAGGCGUCUCAAUGCCUCGUGCACAUCAAAAGGUGGAGACGGACAACUCCCUCUUCUCGCGCGUAGUGGAGCGGGGAUGGCUUGCGUUUUUGCUGCUCGGGGUGUUCAUGAUCGGGCUGCGCCUCUACAACGUGCGACAGCGCCGUCAGCAGCAGCAACUGUUGCGGGAAGGUUUAAUGGCUGAAAUGGGCUACCGCGGAAAGGCGAACAAGAAGAAGGACUAG